Molecule: messenger RNA, 1181 nt
Organism: Galendromus occidentalis (western predatory mite)
Lineage: Eukaryota; Metazoa; Arthropoda; Arachnida; Mesostigmata; Phytoseiidae
Exons: 5
Coding region: 19-783 (254 amino acids)
Molecular function (GO): protein binding
Source: RefSeq, a predicted model, not a curated record
GUGCUGCUUGGGUCAGAGAUGCUGCUGGAACUUUUCAUUCUCAGUCUUAGUUCGCCAAUCUUGGCUAAGGAACACAUAUAUUAUCUAGAGAACCAUGGACCCCCCGAUUCGAUAACACACUGCAUAGACGUGAACAAUUAUGCCACGAUAUACCUCACCCAGACUGCGUGGCGUGUUCUUUACGAGUACCAGCGCAGCGUAGCUUUUCAUUUUCCCUUCAACAUGACUGGUGACGCGAAUAUGUUGGUGGUGCGCAUCGCGGAUUUCAAUUUCGGAAGCAUACCCUGUACAACUGAGCACCUCACCAUCAACAACCGACGGAUUUGCGGUCGGUAUGAACAACUCCGCGACGAUGAAAGGAUAACUUUUUCUCCUCAAGAGAAUCACACGUCAAUUAAGUAUCAUCGGGGAAGUUUCUUCGAUCACCGAUACCGAAUCAAAGUCCGUGUAUUCGCAGCCCGACGGAUCUACGAUAAGCCGCUGGAUUUUCUGAAGGCUCCACCGACAGUUUCUAAGAACGAAAUCACAAUCUGUCCGGAAAAUCAGGAAUUCUAUUGCAAGCAGGAUCAAAUGUGCAUCAGUCAAGAACUUUGGUGCGACGGCAUCGAAGACUGCAGCGACGGCGAAGACGAAAGAGUUUGUCUAAGCUUCAGCAUCUAUGGCGUCCUUGGUAUCAUCUCGCUCCUGUUCUUCGUCAUCUUCAUCAUAAUCCUCCUCGUAGCUUUCUGUCGGAAGAAACGAGCCGUCACGAAACACGACUACCAUAUCUGCGACUAUCAGUAGUGAUUCUCGGAGGGCGACUCUCGAUAUAUUUAUUCCGACCCUGUGUUGCGGCUCCUGGAAAUGUAAAGAACUACUGCGCCUGAUCGCAAUAAUCCACCUUUGUUGUCUUCGUAUGCUCAGCCGCGAAUCCCCUGGCCCCGUGUGUCUGGGAGCGAAAUGGGACUCCAUUCUAGCAGGAAGUUGGGUUGACAUUGAACCGAGAUAAAGCGAGCAUCGGUCGCCAUGCGCUUCCAGCUCAACUCGCUGUCAUCGUUAUUGAACGAAAUUGAGAAAGAGUCGCCGGUGGAGUACGGGAAGUUAGUCAUCUCCAUCAAUAUCUGCUUCACACCGAGGUCAGGAAAACAGCGUCAUCGCCUCCGAAUUUCAUUGUUGGCGGAGCUAAUUGGAUGCUACGACGG